This is a messenger RNA of Petromyzon marinus (sea lamprey), 5379 nucleotides long. It is a transcript of the gene ALDH16A1, whose product is annotated as aldehyde dehydrogenase 16 family member A1. The record is from RefSeq and is a predicted model, not a curated record. Lineage: Eukaryota; Metazoa; Chordata; Hyperoartia; Petromyzontiformes; Petromyzontidae. Gene Ontology annotation, molecular function: oxidoreductase activity, acting on the aldehyde or oxo group of donors, NAD or NADP as acceptor.
GCUGCCCCUCCCCUCACUCUGCAGCCUCCCUUCCGUCAUGGCCGCGUGCGUGGAGGCGCCUCAGCCGAUCGCCCCCUCGAGCGUGGCCAGCGUCUUCGACUCCAUGGAGUACGGCCCGGCUCCAGAGGCGGCCGACGUGGCGCAGGCAUGGCUGGAUUCCCACGGCCGAAGUCUGGGCCACUUUAUCGAUGGCAAGUGGGUGAAGCCAGAGGGGCGUCCCACAUACACCUCUCGCAACCCUGCCACCGGCGAGGUGCUCGCGGACACCGUGCAGGGCACGACGGAGGAUGUGGCGCUGGCGGUGGGAGCGGCGCGCCGAGCGUUCUCGUCCUGGAGCGCCCUGGCCCCCCACGUCCGUGCCCGCCACCUCUACAGCGUGGCGCGUCACGUGCAGAAGCACCAGCGGUUGCUGAGCGUCCUCGAGAGCCUGGACAACGGCAAGCCGAUCCGCGAGUCGCGCGACUGCGACGUGCCGCUGGUCGUGCGCCACCUGUACCACCACGCGGGCUGGGCGCAGCUCGCCAGCCAGGAGAUGGGCGCCUGGAAGCCGCUGGGGGUGGUGUCGGCGAUCGUGCCCUGGAACUUCCCUCUGAUGCUGAUGGCGUGGAAAGUGUGCCCUGCCCUUGCUAUGGGCAACACGGUGGUGCUAAAGCCGGCCACGUACACGCGGCUCACCGCGCUGCUUUUCGCCGAGGUGUGCGCCGAGGCCGGGCUGCCCCCCGGCGUCUUCAACGUCGUCACCGGCAACGGCGCCUUCGGCGGCCUCCUCGCGGCGCACCCCGACGUGGACAAGGUGGCCUUCACCGGCUCCACCGAGGUGGGACAGAUGCUCCGGCGAGCCACGGCAGGGACGGGAAAGAAGCUGUCGCUGGAGCUCGGCGGGAAGUCGCCGUUCGUGGUGUUCGAGUCGGCCGACCUGGACAGCGCCGUCGAGGGGAUCGUCGAUGCCAUCUGGUUCAACCAAGGGCAGGUGUGCUGCGCAGGCUCCCGCCUGCUCGUGCAGGAGUCGGUGUGGCAGCCGCUGCUGGCGCGGCUGCGCGAGCGCAUGUCGCGCCUGCGCGUGGGCGACAGCCUCGACAAGACGAUGGAUGUGGGCGCCCUGGUGGACGAGUCGCAGCGGACGACGAUCCGGGGCUUCGUGGAGGAGGCUAGGGCCGAGGGAGCCGAGGUGUACCAGGUGUGCGCGAGCCUGCCGCCCAAGGGGCUGUUCUACCCACCCACCCUGAUCACCAACGUCAACACGGCAUCCCGGGUCGUCAGAGAGGAGGUCUUUGGGCCAGUGCUGGUGGCGCUUCCCUUCCGCACGGCGAAGGAAGCCGUCGAACUGGCCAACAACACGCCGUACGGCUUGGCGGCGAGCGUGUGGACAGAGAAGCUCUCCCUGGCUCUGGAGGUCGCCUUGUCCAUCAAAGCCGGCACGGUGUGGGUGAACGGACACAACAUGUUUGACGCUGCCUCCGGCUUCGGGGGAUAUCGGCACAGCGGCUUCGGGCGCGACGGCGGCAAGGAGGGCCUGUUCGAGUACGUGCGGCCCCGCUGGGAGGAGCGUGCACGCCCCGACCCCGGCAACGUGGACCUCGCGGCGUUCGGAGCCGCCUACGGGGCCGACGUGGCGCCCAUCCCCGGCACGGCCGCCGCCGUCGCACGCCCCACCGUGACGGCACACGAGCAGCUCCUGCCGAGCGUGGACCGCACGUACAAGCUGUACUACGGCGGGGCGCAGAAGCGUCCAGACGGGAUGUACUCGAGGCCCGUGCUGGCGCCCGACGGCAGCGUGAGCGCUUACGUCGCCGACGGCAACCGCAAGGACGUGCGCAACGCGGUCGAGGCGGCACACAAGGCCGCGCCCGGGUGGGGCAAGCGCGCGGCCCACAACCGUGCCCAGGUGGUGUACUACAUGGCGGAGAACCUGGAGCUGCGGCGCGACGAGGUGGCGCGCCGGCUGGCGGCGCUGACGGGCGUGACCCCGGCGGCCGCGCUGGACGAGGUGGAGGAGAGCGUGACACGGCUCUUCCACUGGGCGGCCUACUGCGACAAGUACGGCGGCACCGUGCAGGAGACAACGCUGUACGGGGCGACGGUGAUGGUGCGCGAGCCCGUGGGCGUGGUGGCCGUCGCGUGCCCCGACGAGAGGCCGCUGCUCGCCUUCGUGAGCCUCUUCGCGGCGGCCAUCGUCAGGGGCAACGCCGUCGUCAUCGUGCCCAGCGAGAGACACCCGCUGCCCGCGCUCGACUUCUAUCAGGUAUUCGACACGUCCGAUCUGCCCGCCGGUGUCGUGAACAUCCUGACCGGCUCGCGGGACCACCUGACCAAGUACCUGGCGGAGCACCAGGACGUGCAGGCCAUGUGGUACUUCGGCAGUGAGCAGGGCAGCAAGUUCGUGGAGAUGGCCUCCGCAGGCAACCUGAAGCGCACGUGGGUGAACUACGGCGUGGAGCGCGACUGGGCGAGCGCCGAGUGCGGCCGGGGCGAGGAGUUCCUGUACCACGCCACGCAGUGCAAGAACCUGUGGCUGCCCAUGGGAGACUCGUUUGCCAACUGAGCGCCGCCGCCGCCGCCGCACUGGGCCAAAACACGGCUUUUUACAGCGGGGGAGCGUUGGUAAACUGACAAACUUGAUUUUUUAUUUGUAAAUAUUUUAUUUUACCAGCGCCGCGAAGCUCUUUUUCAGAAGCGACACCCGGCCAUCGGCAUAUGAUAGCUCGGCGAAGUGGCUCAUCAUCGUCUAUGGCAGCCAAAUGCUCUUAGACGCGUGAUGUUGAUUCUAAAUGUGGGGGGAAAAACCCGGGAGAGCUGGAAAAAAUUCCACGCGAAGCACAGGGAGCGGAGAGACACACAAAUUCCAGAUAUAUACAGCAGCAGGCGUCGGAGUUGGGAUCGAAAACCACGACCUCCUUCAUACCGGGCGAAGUAGUUAACAUCUCCUAGCCACCGUGGGUUAGCAGCGCAGCACAAUUUAACGAUCGUGCUUUAAUUCUAUGCUCCUGUGUCUUUCCCCCCCCACCCCUCCGCUACCCAUUUCAGGCUGAGUUGAUCUACAAAGACAAAGAUCCCCCGUGUAGCUUUAACAGACUUGGGGCAAGUGCUGUUAGCGAGCACCUAUGAAGGCCGGCACGGCACACGAGGGGGUGGGUGGCCAACACCACACCUGGCCGCCUUUGUCUCUCCAGUGGCGAUGUUUACACACCGCACUGGGUACCCAUUUGAGGCUGAGUCGACCUAGAGGAGGCCCAUGACCGGUUCAGAUAAUCGUCACUGGUUCGUAGCCCAGCACCCUGACUGCUGCACCACCGCUCCCCACCGUACCCCCACCGUACCCCACCGUACACACACGUACAUACACACACACACAUCUGCCUUAACAGAAUCGGUGCUCUGUACGUCACGUUGUGACGCACACACACAGACACAUUCACAAGAUAUCUGCGUUCAUUUCAAUCCGCAGCCUCGAGUCUCCGUUACUUGGGCUGUGUUUAUCAACCGUGAGGCGCGUGCAGUGCGUUUCUACUUUGAUGUUUCAUUUCAGCAGGCGACGACGGCCGAGAAGUGACGCACGGCGGAAGCGUGCUGGGUGACUUGGGGACUGUCAGUUGGGAGACUUUGUUCACAGAGUUGAUCAUGAGUUGUGUCGUACAUGUCACACACGGUGCAUGUACGUUGAACUUCUUUCGUUGCGGUACGUAGCCAACGGCGCUAAUUGUAGGUGCUGGCGAAGGACAACAAACUAAACACAACAAGCGGUUGUAAGCAAGCGAGUUUUCAAUCUCGAUGGUUUAAAAGUGUGCGUAGCUCCGAGUGGCUUCCUAAUGUCGGAGGGAAGAGCGGUUCCAGACGGUCGCAAGAAGCGCAUCUGAGAGCGCAUGAUGAUGCGGUGACCGUCUCGGUUUGACGUGGUACUUUUCACGGGCAAUGGUCGUGGUCCUCAGACGUUCAGAAGUGUGUGUUGCCGAGUGCAUCCCAGCGAGCGAUGCAGCUCUCUGUCAAGGGCCAACUCGGCCAGCGGACAAAGGGGUCGGCAGCAAGGUUUACACGUCACAAGUUACGCCCUAAAGAAAUUAACGGUAUCUCAAGCGUAAACAUUUCUACGGUUGUAUCUAUGUUCACACGUGAUGUUUUGUGAUCUCAACAGGAUCUGUUUAAGGAGAGCAGGGAUGGCAGAGUGGAGAUCCGUGGUAGCGCAUCCAGCACUUGUCGCAGAGGGUUCACGGUUCAUAAUCCACUGGCUGCCCUGGUUAUUUACUGUCGGUAUAUUAACCCUUUCCCGUUCCGAUGACGUACGCGUAUGUCAUCAGCUCUUCUGAAAUUAAAGAACGUUAUCGAUACCGAGGCUCCCGCAAGGCCAUGCGGGAGGACGUGCGGCACAGUUUGGCGGUCGUGUCGCUGAGGUUCUCCGCGGUGAGUAACGACGUCUUUAAAAGCAACGGCGCUACUACGCCUCUCUAAAUAAAAUUAACGCUGAGCCUCUUCCACGUUGCGAGAUCGACGAUGAACAGGACACACCCACCCUGCCACUCGCAGACGUCUCGGAACCGUGAAACGGGUUACCUCCGAUGAUAAUGGGGCACGGCAAUAACUCACGGCGGACGUCACAACAUCCGCCGACGUCAUUUGCUGGAGCAGGCCAUCGCGUGUGCGAGCGCCAGGGUCCCAAGUGUUGAUCAUUUGGGAUCGUGCACCACAGCAGCAAUCGUCGCCCCUCCCCCUCCUCCCCCACCGUUACUGCCAGACUUAACGCCCCAAUUCACUCUUGCACAUGAGACUCGUCCUAAUGAUGGGCCUCAUUGAGUUCUCAAUCUCGUUAAACUAAAAAAAACAUGAAUUUUUUCGCGAAGAGUUUCAGUUGAGAAAGGCGUGGCACUCACUGCCCAGUACCUGGUUCAUAACAUCUGACGCCGUUUUAUAAUUGUAAUUUAAUUGUGGGUUUUAUUAUGGUUUUAUUAUGGGUGGCACUGCCCAGUAGCUGGUUUAAAAAACCGACGUUUCCCGAUUUCCAAUUGUGGAUUUUGUUUUGAUUAUGAGUAACACUGCCCAGUACCUGGUUUAAAAAUCUGAUACUGUUUUUAUUAUAAUUGUAAUGUGUGCUAUACCUCAAAUGUUACGCGCCUGCGGUUGCAUUUUGACCAAUGGUGAAUCAAUCAAUCGGCUUGUGCCAUGAGGCAGUUUUGAUUGGAGAUGUAGAUUGUGCAUCCGAAUGACGGUGACGAAUGCAAUGGACCUGGAUCCUGCUGGACAAUAUUUUGACUGGCGUUAUGAAUAUUACAAUAAGGCACUGACAUGCACUUAUUAUAUUAACCCUCCCCCCCCCCCCCCCCCAAAUUAUACUUCAAAGAUUAUUAUGUUAAAAUGACGAUCGCAAUUAAAAAAAAAGCUUGAAUACGA